This is a messenger RNA of Orussus abietinus, 2119 nucleotides long. RefSeq names its product DNA-directed RNA polymerases I, II, and III subunit RPABC3 (gene Rpb8). Gene Ontology annotation, cellular component: RNA polymerase III complex; RNA polymerase II, core complex; RNA polymerase I complex. Bases 479 to 1003 code for a protein of 174 amino acids. The transcript has 4 exons. Lineage: Eukaryota; Metazoa; Arthropoda; Insecta; Hymenoptera; Orussidae. Gene Ontology annotation, molecular function: DNA-directed RNA polymerase activity. The record is from RefSeq and is a predicted model, not a curated record. Gene Ontology annotation, biological process: DNA-templated transcription.
AUAUAUAUAUAUAUAUUUCCGGCUACGUAUCUACUUAUAUACAUUGGAAAUCCCUGUUGCGAGGUGGCCCUCUCGAAGCGUCUCUCUCGAGACGUUUCGAGAAGAUAUACCGGCUAGGUCUCGAGGGUGGCGCGACGAUCUGCACCUGCUCGGGGGAAUUGUGGCUCUCGUGUAUUACGUGCCUCCCUUCGGGGUGUCUGCCUUGAAGCCUUGGCAACAGGAACGUCGGCAGUUUUCGCCUAAUCUUUUCCGCGACGGUAUUCAGAUCUCAUUGGUAUCCCGCGGAUUCGUAUAUUGCGAACAUUUCGAUCCCGUUUGCGAGGUUAGAAGUCCAGUAUAGACCCUUCAGCCUGAUUAACGGUAUCUGCGCACUUUUCGGGAUUAAUUUCCCUCUAGAGGGCUGCAAGUGGCGUCGCGGUCGGCGCCUUUACGCCUGCGUCGCGGUGACCCAGAGCGGCGGCGUAGAAGCUGACCGAAAAUGCGCAGUUGGCUCUUUUCCUGGUUAAGGUCGAAGCGCACGUACCCGGACCCUAACGGCCCGGAAACAAUGCCCAGGGAACGUUGUACGUGGUUUCACGCGAGACGGCGCACACUUGUCGGUCAGGAUUGUCCCUCGACCGUGAGCCGGCUGCACUGCGAAUCGGAGUCCUUCAAGAUGGACCUCAUCCUGGACAUCAACUCUUGGCUGUACCCGAUGGAAUUGGGUGACAAGUUCCGAUUGGUCCUGGCGACGACCCUUCGCGAGGACGGAUAUGCCGACAGUGGUGAAUGGAACGCCAUCGAACAGGAAGGUGGUUCCAGGGCGGACAGUUUCGAGUACGUGAUGUCAGGAAAAGUCUACCGAAUCGAGGGGGACGAGGCCAACAACGAGCCGAGCAGUAGGCUAUCCGCCUACGUGUCAUUCGGAGGCCUGCUGAUGCGGCUGCAGGGGGAUGCGAAUAAUUUACACGGCUUCGAGAUCGACCAGCACAUGUACCUCCUGAUGAAGAAGCUCGCCUUCUGAAGGACCAACUCGUCCAGCCAGCAGUUCUUUGGUGUUCCCAAGCGGCGGCAUCCUAUACAUACGAUCCAUCCGCAUCAGUUAGCAAUGGCCCAACGAGGCUUGAAUUGCAUUUACCUUCCCGCGAUCCAUAAAUCCAUGGACAGUGCUAAAUGAGAAAACGUCGAGAGACAUCGGAUUAAUGGUCUUCAAUAUGUGGCCAACGGAUACGCUCGUUCCAUGGAGGAUUCCUACCUUACCGACGGCCCGGCCGAAUUCCACCAAUAGGGUCGCAGUACCUCUUUUCGUAGUCUUUAUUUCGCGUCUUCGCCUCGUUCCUCGUCGUGGUCAGAGGUCCUUUCUGCCCUAGCUUCGAUGUUAUCUUCAUCGGCAAGCUAAAUCUAGGGCUAGAUUUUUAUUUAGGCUAUGUUUGUAUUUGUCCGCCUAUUAACGCAAUACCUUGUAACCCGGUAUUUUUAUACGAGACACGCUCGGGGCGACCUAGCUCUCUCUCUCUCUCUCUCUCUUGUUCUUUCCUAUCCAUCUCCUUUCGUACAUUUGGCUCGGACGCGUGCAUCUCUUGAAUAUCCACCAAUCCUGUAGACCGGCUGCCAGCUUACGGCUAAAUGCGACUGUGGCCUGAAAAUAGGUACCCCAGGCACCCUCAGGCACACAUCGCACCAGAGCCACCGACUUGGCUGAGUAACUGAAUAAUUCUCGAGGAUUUACAAGCCGCGGUAACCAGGUUGGUCGCUUUCCAGGCCACGAGGCCUUCCCGAUCCUCUUUGGGCGCUUUCCGGGCGGAAAUGCGCUCCGCCUUGCAUUCCUCCGCUUGAAUUAUUCCUCGAUAAGACCGAUAUGACCGGUGGAAUUCGGAAAUGAAGAAAUUUCCGAAACGGCGCGCCCCUUACGUCAUUCUUCCAGCAGGCGGGAACCGAGCUACUGAGAAUUUUUAGGAUUUCCGUGGAGAAGGGACUGCCGUGGCUGAAGAGACGCUUCUUGAAUUAUUUGGGGAGAAAUUCGCCCCUCUCGCGUGCAGUCUGAUUCCGUAGGUCGAACAAGCCGUGUUAGAAAUUAUGCGUAUCCGGGAGAGUAUGUACUACCUGAAAUGUUGAAAAAAUAAAUGAACAAUGAAGCGUA